UCUCAAUCUAUAAAUUGGACUAAAUGCUCAAAAUAAAGCAUCAACAACCACAUCAAUGGCGGCCAUUGAUCACCAACCAUUAGUGAGUCUACGAAGAUUCGAUCUCUCUGACCUCGACGAUUUUUGGGUUUGGGCCUCUGACGAGCGGGUGGCGGCGGCCUGCACUUGGAAAGCCUACACAAACAAAGAUGAUCUCCGACGACAUAUAGAGGAGAUUGUGCUCCCGCAUCCAUGGUAUCGUGCAAUUAUUGUCAAUGGUCGCCCAGUCGGUGCAAUAUCUGUGAAAGUUCCAGAGACAGCGAACUAUCAAUGUCACGGUGAAAUAGGGUACAUGCUGGCGACUGAGCGGUGGGGAAAAGGGGUCGCAACGUCCGCGUUGAGGAUGGCGACAGAGACAGCGUUGGCGGAAAUAGAGGGAUUGGAGAGGGUGGAGGCGAUUGUGUUGGAGGAGAACAAGGCGUCUCAGAGGGUUUUGGAGAAGGUUGGGUUUAAAAGAGAAGGCGUGUUGAGGAGGUAUUUGUUAUUUAAAGGGGUGGUAAAAGAUGUUCUCAUUUAUAGUUUCAUAAAAGGAGACGCCUUUCUUAUCUAA
This is a messenger RNA of Phalaenopsis equestris, 589 nucleotides long. RefSeq lists its product as uncharacterized. Gene Ontology annotation, molecular function: acyltransferase activity, transferring groups other than amino-acyl groups. The record is from RefSeq and is a predicted model, not a curated record. Lineage: Eukaryota; Viridiplantae; Streptophyta; Magnoliopsida; Asparagales; Orchidaceae. Bases 56 to 589 code for a protein of 177 amino acids. The transcript has a single exon.